AUGAAUGCAGGGCCUCUAAAUAUCUCAACGCAUGUUGAGAUAGACACCGCCAGUGCCGCUGCAUACUGCUCCUCAUACUUCGAAUACGUGCACCCGAUAAUCAUCGCUUCCAAGGAGACUUUAGGCCAUGCUCAGGCCGCGAUUGCAAUGGCUAUCUUCGCCCGCAACACUUCCUGCAUUAACAUUGAAAAAUCGCUUACGACUCACGCAGCCAGGGUUGUGCAGACGCUCGGUCUUAAUCGAGCUAUCCACGAUGGCGAGAAUAUUGAUUUGUGCCAGCGAAUAUACUGGGUGGUCUAUAUAUUGGAAAAAACGCAGUCGUUCAUUUGCGAUAGGGACUCUGUCAUCGUUGACUCGAAUAUUGGCACACCAGUCCCCAAAAUCCCAGAGGCGAUGUUUGGCGGCUUUGAUUACUUCCGCGCAAUGUGUCGGUUUAGCCGGCUGCUAUCCAAAGCCCAGAGUGCCCUGUUCACGAUAAGUGCCACAUUGAUAUCGCCUAGUCUCUUAGUUCCCGCUAUUGACGACUUUGAGCUUGAGCUUGAAAAAUGGAAACAAUCCAUUCCCGAGCACUUCCGGCCCGGGUCUAGCCUACAUUCUGUUGGACUGGGAAUCCUAUCAGCGGAGACAAAGCUGAAAAUUAACUUCCAGUACUAUAGCUCAGUUAUUGCCCUGGCUCGAUUAAAACUGAGUGUUUUGCCUGAGGAGUCAAGUCACAAAAGACAAGAAGCUGAACAAAGGCUUCUGCACACUUCUCGUGCGAUCAUUGAUCUCACAAGAUACAUUGACUUGGAAGCCUACACCCCAGUCUCAACUCUUCUCACAGUUCCAUUGUCCGCUAUCUUUAUACUAUUCGAUUUUGUAGUUCAUCACCCCUCCCACGCGGAAACGAAGACGAAUAUUGCAUUGCUAGGCGUGGCCGCCGGAUAUUUCUGCCGUCUUGAAGUCUCGUCGAAUGGGCGCUUUCAAACCGCGCUUCUCUCGGAUUUGACUCAAAUCGCUCGUGAUUACAUAAAAGAUAUGAACGCCAAUAUUCCAGCAGCGACACUGGGAUUUUCAAAUACCUCAUAUACUCACAGUCAUUCGCACCCAAGAGAAGAAUUUGAAGGAAACCAGCAAGACCUUUCAAAGAGUUCACAUCCGUUAUUCCAAGACCCAAAAUCACAAUUAGAUGUAAACAAUGAGCCCCCCCCCAUCUUCUCAGUGGAGACUUUUGUGCCCCUUCCGUCGAUGAUGGCUUUUCGGAAGCUUUUGAUUUGGCAGGUCUUUUUGCGGGCGACUUGUCAGGUCACAUUGAUCUCUUCGCAGCGCAUGUAUCUCAAGAAACUGACUUUAUGGUCCGCCAAUAAUGUGACGAUUUUCUUUGUAUGCUGA
Molecule: messenger RNA, 1371 nt
Organism: Penicillium manginii
Lineage: Eukaryota; Fungi; Ascomycota; Eurotiomycetes; Eurotiales; Aspergillaceae
Product: fungal specific transcription factor domain-containing protein
Exons: 8
Coding region: 1-1371 (456 amino acids)
Biological process (GO): DNA-templated transcription
Molecular function (GO): DNA binding; zinc ion binding
Source: RefSeq, a predicted model, not a curated record